UAGUCGCUCACAGGUGUCGAACGACGCCGCUGGCUAUUUUUAUAAGGCUCCGUUAUUAGUUUAAUUUAUUUUCGUCUAAUAGCAAUAUUGUUAAACAAAUUACGCUUGUGUUUAACAUUAGAAGCGCGUUUAAUUCUUUUUUGCAUAUUUAUAAUUGUAUGUUGUUAUACAACACUAAACAAGCAAAUGCGAACGCCGGCAGCAUAGAAAGUGGCAACAAAAUAAUUACCGCUCAUUGCUAAAACGCACACGUGUGUCACACGCGACCAUACGGAGUGAAGUUUUCUUGUGAACAACAAAUACAGUGCAUAAGCAAAAGUUAUCUAUAAAAAUGCCAACCGUUAAUCACGCCGAGGCGCAAAGCUUGAACCCGGCAUAUAAGGUUGAAAUAGCGCCACAACAGACGGACACAAAUCAGAAACAGCCAUGGAGCAAACUUGUAUUAUUGGUUGCCUUUGCCACGACUUUGGGAGCUGCAGUCCCCACCGGUUAUUGCAUAGGUGUUAUCAAUUCCCCCGCAGACCUUAUGAAAGUUUGGUGCAAUCAAACAAUACAUGAGAAAUAUGGCAGCACUUUGACCUCGAGCGGAUUACAAAUUCUUUGGUCAUCCAUUGUUUCCAUUUUCCUGGUUGGCGGCGCCAUUGGCUCCUUGGGCGGCGCUGGAUUGGCUAAUAAAUUUGGCAGGAAAACAUGUAUGUUCAUCUGCGCUGUCUUGUUCACCAUUGGAGCCGUGCUUUUCUUCUUUUGCCGAGCCGCCAAAUCUGUGGAAAUGCUCAUCUUGGGUCGCUUGAUUGUGGGCCUCUCCUCGGGUCUCGUCACAGCCACAUUACCCAUGUAUCUGGCGGAAAUAGCACCACCAGCACGACGUGGCACAUUGGGCGUCUUUUGUGGUGUCGGCGUCACCGGAGGCGUUGUUGUUGCCCAGGUGUGCAGUCUCUCCCAUGUCUUUGGCACAGAUGAGCUCUGGCAUUAUGCAUUAUCUGCCUACAUGGUGCUCAUAAUUGUCUGCUAUCUGCCCUCGUAUGCGUUCCCGGAGAGUCCCAAGUUUCUGUACGUUAUGAAGAGCAAUCCUUCGGCGGCACGAGCUUCAUUGUUGCGACUGCGUGGCAAGAGCGCGGGAAAGUUUAUCGAACAGGAGAUUGCUGAAAUGGAAGCGGAGGCAAAUGAUAAUAGUCAAAACAGCGGCUUUUGUGAUGUCCUCCGAGAUCCUCGUCUCCUGAUGCCAUUGAUCAUUGUGUGCAGUUUCCAAGGUGGACAGCAACUGUCAGGCAUUAAUGCGAUCUUCUAUUAUUCGGUGUCCAUAUUCAAAAAUGCUGGUUUCAGCGAGGCCAAUGCACAGUGGGCCAAUUUGGGUGCUGGCUGCCUAAAUUUGAGCAUCUCAUUGUUGGGUCCCCUCCUGAUGGCCACCUGUCGACGUCGCACUUUGAUGAUGUUAUCCAGCUCGCUUUGUGCCUUCUUCCUGUUUUGCAUUGCAUUUGUUUUGUAUUAUAUUGGGUCUGUUAGCUGGUUUGCUUGGGCUUGUAUUGUCUGCAUUAUGGGCUACAUAUUCUUCUACCAGUUUGGUCUCGGACCCAUUCCCUACUUUAUUGGAUCAGAAUUGUUUGAGGUGGCGCCACGCUCAGUGGCCAUGUCGAUGGGCAGUAUGUCAUCCUGGACAUGCAAUUUCAUAAUUGGCAUGGCUUUCCCUAGUCUGGAGAGCGCGUGGGGGGCCUUUGUCUUUAUACCCUUCUCAAUUACCUGCGUACUGCUCUUCCUGUUAACGAAAUUCUAUCUGCCGGAAACGUUUGGCCGGGAUCCAUCCGAUGUGGCACCUCUUGUCUCGAAAGGUUUUCGCUCCAAAGUCAAAUGAAGUGCAGAAUUCAACAGGGUAUACAGGUAGUUAGGUAGCUAAUAAAUAAGCUCAUUGGUUAUAUUACAAAUAUUUUAUAAAGUUUGGUAAUAAGCGCUUGCAAUAUGACAAUAAGAGUACAAUUCUCAACCAGAUCAUUAUGUAAUGUAAAUGCCUUUGCUGAUGUGUAAUUAUAACUAAGAUAACAACGCAUAAGUGCACCCUGUAUAAGGUGCAGAGUAUGUAUAAGAUAUAAGAAUUCUUAUCGCUGCACAAGUUCAAGUUAAUUGCCUUGAGAAAGACUGUGGUAACUUUACUAAUUAAAUUUUAUUGUGCUUAGGCGAGUUUACUAAAAGUUAGUGAUGUUUUUACUUAGCGAAAGGUUAGCCUAAUGUCUGUCUUAAAUACUCUAUACUAAUACGAAUUCAAUCUUUAAUCAUAAUUGAGUGUACUUAUAAUGUAUAAUAAACAAGACAACAAAUCAAACAA
Drosophila innubila is the source of this 2317-nucleotide messenger RNA. It is a transcript of the gene sut1, whose product is annotated as solute carrier family 2, facilitated glucose transporter member 1. Gene Ontology annotation, biological process: monosaccharide transmembrane transport. Gene Ontology annotation, molecular function: hexose transmembrane transporter activity. Bases 332 to 1849 code for a protein of 505 amino acids. Gene Ontology annotation, cellular component: membrane. NCBI's taxonomy places the organism in Eukaryota, Metazoa, Arthropoda, Insecta, Diptera, Drosophilidae. The transcript has 7 exons. The record is from RefSeq and is a predicted model, not a curated record.